This is a messenger RNA of Rotaria sp. Silwood1, 600 nucleotides long. Lineage: Eukaryota; Metazoa; Rotifera; Eurotatoria; Philodinida; Philodinidae. The record is from the annotation of a GenBank genome assembly.
AUGUCAAGUCGUCAUUCACGUAAUCUUAGUGCUUCACUUUAUGUUCGUGGACUUUCUGAAAAAACUCGUUAUGAAGAUUUAAAGAAAAUUUUUGGUCGAUAUGGACGUAUUGUUGAUAUAACACUUCCUGUUGAUUAUUAUACAAGAGAUGCUAAAGGUUAUGGUUUUGUUGAAUAUGAAGAAAGUCGUGAUGCUGAAGAAGCACUUCAUGCUCUUGAUCGUUAUCGUUUACUUGGUCGAGAACUUGAAGUUGAAUUUGCAAGAGGCGACCGUAAAACACCAUCGGAAAUGAGAUCAAGAGAAAAAGAAGCACGUUAUGGACGUGGUGGUGGUGGUGGUGGUGGUGGAAACUUUGGUCGACGUGAUCGAUCACGAAGUCGUGAUCGUCGACAACGAAGUGGUUCUCCAAUAGCUAGAGAUCGUCGUCGAGCUGCUGGUAGUCGAUCUCGCUCACCAUAUUCACGUUCACCUGUACCGCGACGACCAGCAAGUCGUUCACGUUCGAAAUCUACUUCACCAAACUAUGGUAAACGAAAUGGUGUUGCUAGUGGAAGUGCUGUUCGUCGUGCAAGUCGUUCAGGAUCACCGGCAGAUAAUUAA